AGACACAGACCACAGACAGUGUUUGAGAAUUACGUAGUCUAAUACAUAGUCGAAACUCGCAUAUGUACACCUAAAUUGAGUGAUUUUCAAGAAAUCUAGUAUUUUUCUUGGUAAUUCUCAUAGGUCAAUAUUAUUACUAUGGCUUCUGAAGAUGUGAAAGCGUUUCUCUACGGCUGGUGCGGUAAGCGGAAAGUUACGCCGGAGUACGACGUCAGGCCUACCGGCCCUAAGCAUAGGCAGCGAUUCUUGUGUGAGGUGCGUGUGGAGGGCUUCGAUUACGUGGGGGUGGGGAAUUCUGGUAACAAGAAGGAUUCUCAGUCCAAUGCUGCGAAGGAUUUGGUGCAGUACCUCAUCCGCCAGAGCUUCCUCAAACCCGAUGAAAUUCCUGAAGGGUGCAUGGGUAUUGGAGCCCCAAUGCCGAGCGCCCCGGCACCGAUGGGGCCUCCAGGGGGUGGCUUCUCGCGCCCAGUCUUCCAAGAGGGUAUGGGCCCCAACGAUCUUGGUGAGGCCUACCGGCCAAUCAACCGAGAGCGUCCAGGCUUCAAUUUUGAAGCUCAAAGACAGGCGGAGGCCAGAAGCGUGGAGGAGGCAGAGGAUGUGGACAUGAACGCCAGUAUCCAUGGCAACUGGACUGUCGAGAAUGCCAAGUCUAAGCUGCAUCAGUACAUGCAGAUGAAUCGAAUCCAGGCAGAUUACAAAUAUAAAACAGUUGGGCCUGACCAUAAUAGGAGUUUCCUUGCUGAAAUGGGAUUCUAUGUAAAGGAACUCGGCCGGCACAUCAGCGCGCAUGAAACGGGCUCAAACAAACAAUCUGCGUCCAAGAGCUGCGCCCUCUCUUUGGUCAGGCAGUUGUUCCACUUGGGAGUGAUUGAGCCCUUCAGUGGCACCCUCAAGAAGAACAAAGAUGCUGAUCAAAUGAAGCCGUAUCCAGUUGUUCUAGCCCCAGAUCUCCAGACACAGAUCUAUGAUACUCUCAACGACUUGGGAGUCGCGCCCAUUUCAAUACCAAUGCAGCCUCCUGAAGUACCAGUGUCCCUUGUAAGUGCUCAACACUUGGAUGACCUUUUUCCGCCAGCUAAAACGCAAGUAGCUGGCGUGGUCAGCUGGGCACCGCCAACAUCAAACUGGAAUCCAUGGACUGGAUGCAAUUUCGAAGAAGAAGACCACUUUUUUAAUGCUGACUUGGAGAGAGUGAGCGAAGACCUGGCGCAGACACACAGGGAAAAAGCGCAGAUGGACAACGAGUUUCAAUCAAGGCUGAAGGAGCGCGACGCUCUGCCAGUGUCUGCGCAGCGCCGGACAAUCAUGGAGGCUAUCAACGACAACCCUGUUGUGAUCGUGCGUGGAAAUACUGGCUGCGGCAAGACCACACAAGUGUGCCAGUACAUCCUGGAUGACUAUAUCCAGUCGGGACAAGGUGCCCACUGCAACAUUGUGGUCACUCAACCACGCCGCAUUUCAGCUGUGUCCGUGGCCGACCGAGUUGCUUUUGAGCGUAACGAGCAGCUCGGCAUGAGCACUGGCUAUAGCGUCAGGUUUGAGUCCUGCCUGCCCAGGCCGUUUGGAAGCAUCCUAUUCUGCACUGUUGGUGUGCUCCUAAGAAAGUUGGAGAACGGCCUGCGCGGCGUAUCACAUGUGAUCGUUGAUGAAAUACAUGAGCGAGACGUUAACUCCGACUUCAUUCUCGUCAUUCUGAGGGACAUGGUGCACUCCUUUCCUGACUUGAGGAUCAUCCUUAUGUCAGCUACAAUUGACACUACUCUUUUCAGCAAUUACUUCAACAACUGCCCUGUUGUGGAGGUACCAGGAAGGGCGUAUCCUGUCCAAGAGUACUUCUUGGAAGACACUGUGCGGAUGCUGAACUUUGUACCUUCAGCUGAAUCACGGCGGCGCAGCAAGGAGAAGGAUAAGGAGGAGGGCAUUGGCGAGGAUGAUGAUGAGAACCUGAACAAGCGGGUAUCUGACGAGUACUCAGUACUAGUGCGCAAUUCAAUGGCGCAGAUGAAUGAGAAGGAGAUCAAUUUUGAAUUGAUCGAGAACGUCUUGGACUACAUCAAGGGGCUCAACAUUCCUGGUGCAGUGCUUGUUUUUCUGCCAGGCUGGAAUCUGAUCUUCGCCUUGCUGCGCCACCUGCAGCGUCACCCGACUUAUGGUGGCAGCAAGUACUGCAUAUUGCCUCUACACUCGCAGCUGCCCAGAGAGGAUCAGAGGAGGGUCUUUGACUCAGUCCCUCCCGACGUCAUGAAGAUUAUUUUGUCUACUAACAUUGCCGAGACAUCCAUCACGAUCAAUGAUGUGGUCUUCGUGAUCGACAGCUGCAAAGCCAAGAUGAAGUUGUUCACAUCUCACAACAACAUGACCCACUAUGCCACUGUCUGGGCUUCAAAGUCCAACUUAGAGCAACGCAAAGGACGUGCUGGUCGAGUCCGACCUGGGUUCUGCUUCCACCUUUGCAGCAGGGCGAGAUUUGAAAAACUAGAGGAGCACAUGACACCAGAAAUGUUCAGGACACCUCUGCAUGAACUUGCACUGUCCAUCAAGCUCCUUAGACUAGGCAGCAUCAGUCACUUCCUUAGCAAGGCUCUUGAGCCACCACCUUUGGACGCUGUCAUAGAAGCUCAGGUUCUCCUCAAAGAAAUGAAAUGUUUGGACUCAAAUAACGAACUGACUCCUCUUGGCAAGAUUCUGGCUAAAUUGCCAAUCGAACCAAGGCUAGGAAAAAUGCUUGUUCUUGGCUGCAUGUUCAAGUGUGGUGAUGCCCUGACCACAAUUGCAGCCAAUAGCUCCACAUUCCCUGACGUGUUCAACAUUGGAGUGGACCAAAGACGGCUGACUUACCAGCAAAGGUCGUUCGCAGGCGUUCGCCACUCAGACCACAUCGCCAUGCUGAACGCCUUCCAGUGCUGGGAGGACGCGCGGAUGAAUGGCGAAGAGUCUGAGAUGCGGUAUUGCGACUCGAAAAUGCUGUCUGUGCCCACCCUGCGCGUUACUUGGGAGGCGAAGAACCAGCUGCGUGACCUAAUGAGCAGCAUCGGCUUCCCAGAGGAGACGAUGGUGCCGCAGAUCUACAAUUACACGGGUCCUGACUCAAAACUGGACAUGGUGGUGGCUCUGCUCAGCAUGGGCCUCUAUCCUAACGUGUGCUUCCACAAGGACAAGCGCAAGGUUCUCACCACCGAGUCCAAGGCAGCGCUCAUUCACAAGACUUCAGUCAACUGCCACAACGUUGGACAGGAGUUUCCAUUCCCCUUCUUUGUGUUUGGUGAAAAGGUGCGCACUAGAGCUAUUUCUUGCAAGCAGACGACCAUGGUCAGUCCAGUCUAUCUGCUGCUCUUCGCAGCACGUAAGGUUGAGUUUGUGGACAACGUAAUCAGACUGGACAACUGGAUUAACCUGGAGAUGAAACCAGAAGUGGCCUCUGCAAUCGUCGCUCUGCGUCCGUCGCUAGAAACACUGGUCAUGAAGGCCGCCUCUUGUCCUGAGGGCGUGCUUGAAUUGUCUCCGCAAGAUGAUAAGUUGAUCAACACCAUCAGGAACUUGUGUAAAAUUAACUCCUGCCGCCAUGAAAUGGAACAAGUCUCUAUGUCAGGAUUUGUCUCAAAACGGCCUCCAAGAGGACACAUUUUUGGCUUUGGUCAAGAUGGACCUUCCGCUCCUAAAAUGGCUAGGGGUGGUGGCAACUUUGACAGCAGAGGUGGUGGCUACUUUGACAGCAGAGGCGGUGGCUUCCAGAAUCGUGAAGGUUACGGCGACCGUGGUAACUUCCGUGGAGGUUUCCGGGGUGGUUAUCAAGGAGGUGGCUUCAGAGGAAGAGGUGGAUUCAGAGGAGGUUUCCGGGGAGGAUUUGGAGGUUAUCAAGGAUACAACGGACGAAGAGGUUCAUACUAGAAAACUAAAUUUACUAUGAAUAUUGUAUCACACUCAAAUUCACAAAUAAAAGUUAAAAUGUAAAUAUCGAGCACAA
This is a messenger RNA of Cloeon dipterum, 3964 nucleotides long. It is a transcript of the gene mle, whose product is annotated as maleless. Gene Ontology annotation, molecular function: double-stranded RNA binding; RNA helicase activity; ATP hydrolysis activity. Gene Ontology annotation, biological process: regulation of mRNA processing; positive regulation of transcription by RNA polymerase II. The coding region runs from base 139 to 3888 and encodes 1249 amino acids. The record is from RefSeq and is a predicted model, not a curated record. Gene Ontology annotation, cellular component: intracellular anatomical structure; ribonucleoprotein complex; cytoplasm. The transcript has 16 exons. Lineage: Eukaryota; Metazoa; Arthropoda; Insecta; Ephemeroptera; Baetidae.